Pectinophora gossypiella (pink bollworm) is the source of this 9440-nucleotide messenger RNA. RefSeq lists its product as uncharacterized. Gene Ontology annotation, cellular component: chromocenter; nucleus. The coding region runs from base 588 to 7283 and encodes 2231 amino acids. The record is from RefSeq and is a predicted model, not a curated record. The transcript has 9 exons. Gene Ontology annotation, molecular function: chromatin binding; DNA binding. Lineage: Eukaryota; Metazoa; Arthropoda; Insecta; Lepidoptera; Gelechiidae.
UCGACUUCUUUCAUUCGUUAUUCGCUGUGUUUCGUUUCGCUUCGUAAGCAUUCUGAUUCUUUGGAGCGCAAAAAAAUUGUUUUUCCCUUGGAGUCUAAAGACAGACAUUGCAACGUUCAACGUUAUUUCCAUGUCAAAAAUGGAUUUUGUGACUUUUUGUGUAACUGUUGAGCGAGUAAGAUGAAGUGAACCCUUUUUAGGCUGUGACCUUUUUAACAUCCUCGAAAGUGUUUGUGUCAAUCAGGAUCAUAAAAGAAUAACAGUAGUCGGGAUAAAAAACUGGCUACCUAUUUUACUGUGAGAUGCCAUAAAAUUUACAAUGGGUCCGAAAGGAGCACCGCCAUAAAACUAUAAAACCCCGCGUUCGCUUAGCCCUUCAUAAAACUAUUAGCGAUUCAUGACAUCUGUACAUAAAAAGUGUACAGCCGAGGAUGGUGCAACGAGUGGGUUUCGGAGUGAGGGUGUCGAGCUAUGAUCGCGGAGAAAGCGAUGCGUGGUGUCGAGCAGGACCCGCCUGUGCUGUCGGAUCGCGUCUUGCACUCAGCUAGUGAGCAGCUGGCGCAUGUUGAGUGUAAUGUGUGUGAGCGAUGUCCGGCAAGCCCGCGAGUGUGGCCGCGACGCGAGCGGGCGCGCCGCGCGUGCUGGUGUACGUGGCGGACCCGCGCCAGCUAGAGCCCGGCGCCGCGGGUUCCGAGGCGCCGCCGCCGCCGCCUCCGCCCGUGCCGCUCAGCGCAGCACCCGUGCAGCCGCUGGACGCACUCUUCUUGCACGAUAACUCGACACAACACCUGUCCCUCCCUAGAAACACUGUCUACCGAACACAAAUUGAACAAAAUGAUCAAAGGAACUUACCUAAUACCAUUUUUUACAAGUCCUUUAAUGAUAACGACAGUAAACUUGGUGCAUUUGGCCCUACGGAUAACACUGUAGUGCAAAGAAGUGAGUUUUUUCCAGUUUCACAACAAUUUCUCAAAGAAACUACAAUAAAGAUUGAAGAAAAUAAAGUGAAUGAUCGGCUGGCUAAUGUUAAAAGAGAUUGUUCUAAUCAGUUUGGCACUGAAUAUGGUAAUAUAGAGACCUAUAGAAUCCCUACGGAUACAGGAGACCCAUCAACAUAUCAAGCGAGAUGUAACGGUCCUGUAUCUGAUAAUAUUAUGCCAUCAAUGCAAUCCAUUACUCUCCAGCAAGGUCAAAAUCAAUUUGAAAGUUGUACAGUGCAGAGUGAAGGAACUAGCUGUAGUGAGAAAGAUUUAUCAGUAGGGAAAAGUUACGUGAACUAUCAGUUUUUAGAACAAAGUGUGUCACAUCAGUCUAUAGUGAAUCAGAGUAUCAGUAUACUGAAUCAGCAAGUUGGAGUGAGUCGGGGGGUAGUGAGUGAAGGAGACAAUGGCAGUGGGCCGCAGUUAGUACGCACAGCUGAUGGUGUGGUGCUGGCCGUGCUGCCUUCUUCUGUGCUGCCUCAUUCAGCAGAGGCUCCAGACCUUGCUUCUAGAACUGCACAGAGUGAUUCUCCACAGACUAUAAUAGUGCCCCUAGGUUGGAGAAGAAUUGUGAGCGGAUCUUCAGUUCUUUAUGUUAGCCCUAGUGGUACGGCGCUAAGCACUUUGCCACAACUGAGGGAGUACCUGCAGACGGCGGGGACGUGUAAAUGUGGGCUGCCUUGCCCCCUGCGACCGGAGAUCACUUUCAACUUUGAUCCUAAGGUGGUGAGCAAGCCCUACCAGGCAGCGUCGGGCGCGGAGUUGACGAAGCUGUGCAACCACAAGCGGAAACUACUUGCUAAUCUGCAGGCGCGCGCGCACUCACCUGCCACGCCGCCGCCGCUUGAUCAAAAGAAAGCACCCGGCACUGAAGUAGGAAUGCUAAAGAAGAAAAUGAAGAAAAGGCCCGGUUUCCCGCCAAACAUGAGCGUUUCUCAGCUGAUGGUCCAGAGGGAACGACCUCUCAACGAUUUCAAGCCGCAGGACGGUGAACACAAUCGCACUAUGUCUCCAGGCGUGAGUGUGCGACCUAAUAACCAGAACUGUCUGCCUAACUUCGCUCCCGGACAACACAUGUCCAAUACGAUGACGCAAGACAAUGAAGUCAAACAAGAAACCCACAUACAGAGGACCUCCCACUACCUCACCGUUAAUAGCGGUUGGAUUACACAACAAGAAAAUUUAGAUGCUAUUCAAAAAGCCAACCAGAAUGCUGCUGGCUCUCCUAAUACACUCAAUGUUGGCAUGCCAGUGUUAGGAACAAAUGGACAAAUCAUCGGAGUUAAUACCGGUUUUAACAAACAAAACAACUUUAAGAAUACAAUGAAUAUUCACGGGCAUUCCAUGCCAUCUCAUCUGGAGCAUGAAAUGAAAGAUGAUAAGAAGGAAAUGUCUAAUCAACAAAACAUGCUAUCUUUAAAGCAACCCAACAAAGAAGAAGAAUCUCAAAUAUUCUGUGGUCUUAACCAACCGUUGACUCCAGAAGUAAUGCAGAAGAUAAAUGAACAGCAACAAAUAUUUAUUCAACAAAAUCAGAAGCAGAUAGAAAUGGCGAUGAAAGGUUUUAGAACACAACUGGCAGAAAACAUCAAUCAAAAUAAGCCACUGACCCAAAAUCAGUAUUUACCUCAGGCUCAGUUAGUGAUUCAGAAUGGCACCGUAGUCAAAACUAAUCCUGCCAAAACACCUCCGUGGCAAGUGAAGAGAAACGAACCUAACACUAACUCAUUGACGAGCCCUAGUCCUAAACCUCAAAAGAUAGAUAACAUGGAUUUCGAAGAUUCUAACACACAUAAUCAUAAUAUGUCUGAAGAUUCGCCGGGAUCCUACAGUCCCUUCCCGAAUAACGAGCAAUCGAUGAAUCAAUCGAUGUGCUCUCGGGUGCCGCCGCUACCUCAGCACUAUAAUAUGUUAUCUCAACAGUGGCCCAACGUAGAUAUGAACAAGAAAAAAGUAAAAGCCAACAACAAGGGAGGUAGAAAGAAAGCUAGUCCUACUGAAAAUAAGCUUGUGACAUUUGGAAAUCAUGGUGUGCGUAUGUUACAAGACUCAAAAUGCGAUGAUAUGCCCAAUAAUAAUGUCCCUUCGUUCAUGGACGAUCCUAGCGGGUACUUAGCACAACAAACAGUUUUGUUGAACAACACAAUUUCUAAGCAAGUCGGUAUUAAUUCGUCAUUUGAUGGCAACCAAUAUGAGAACUCUAAUAAUUGCUUCGUCCAACAGAAUCAAGGCGAUCGAUCUUGUAAACAGAUGACAAAGUCCUGUGAAAUUCCUAACGUAUACAGAAAUAAUAUGGUGCCAAAUCCAUCGCCAUCUCCUAACAACACUCCCGAUAGUAGUGUGUUGUCUGAUAAGACUGCAGAACCGUGCUGCAAAGGCUGUAAUGUUUCAAUGAAAGGCAACUCAGAUUUCCCAGAUAACCAGAUGCGGCUGAAGUACAUGAAACCAAACGUGUACAAGUUAGAGUUAGACGGCAGUGCGACGUCUAGUCCGAGACAUGGGUUCGAAGAUAACCCGGUGACGUCGUCGACGUUUAUUGAUAGAAGUCCGAUGAUGAACGAGAGCUGCGGCCCCAUACAAGCGGGGACAGUGAGCACCAGCAACGUGUCGCCCCCGGAGACGCUGCAACCGCCAGAGCCAUCGCCCACGCUGUCCAACAGUUCGCGCAACACCGACACGCCUCACAGCAGCGGCAGCAACAGUUCACAACUCCCACCAAACUGUACAUUCCCUAUGCCUAGUCCAGCGUACUCCAACCCAGGCUCUUGUAAAGAUAAUUUCAACAGCAACCCAUCGACGCCAGGCAGUAAUCAACCAUAUCCUUAUAAUUCGCCAGGACCGCCUAAUAGUCAGAUCACCGGGACCCAGAUGAUGCAUUUCAUAUCAAAUCAUAACGUAAAUAAAAAUCUCAUGGAAGUGGACAACAUAUCAAUGGUCGGAGUAAAGCCAGUCUUAAAGACUCCAAAUGAUCUUUAUAGAUGCGACAAUAGGAAGAAGAUUGAAAAUUCUAUGCCGGGUUAUUGUCCGCCGCCGCAUUUGGGCGGUGGGCCCGCACAUUCACUGAUACAAGCGUGUUACGUGCAAACAUUCGUGACGACAAUGGCAAGCGGUUUCUCAGUCACCCGUGAUACGGUUACAUCAGUAUUAGCAGGCAAAGCUAACACUUGUACGACGUCGAUCAACGCUUCGCAAGCCAACUUUAUAAGACCACCACCUCCACCGAGUGUUAAUUUAGCCACAACUUAUGCCAUUCCAACAAAUCAACCGGAUCCUUUUAUAAAUUCUGUCAAUCUGCCUACUAGUUAUCCUCUGCACAUCGCUGGCCCUACAGCGCAGAAUAUGAUAUCAAAAUCUCCUCUAGAAAUUGCACAAAAUAUAAUUGGCAGCAUGCCUUCCAAGCCGGACUCGCACAAUACACAAACGAAUACAAUGCCUGCAAGGAGACAGCCGACAACACCUGGGCAGAUCCUUAUAUCUUCUACCGGUCAGAUUAUUGUGUCGAACAAUCAGAUGCCGCCGCCGCCGCCGAAAACUACAACUGCCAUGUCGCCAAUGCAAGGAUCGAAUGUUGGCACCCACGUUACUACAUCAGUUACACAAGUGAUGCCUGCAGUUGGUGGUGUUCAGCCAAUGGUGAAUCAAUCCACGGUUGUCGUCAACGCAUUGCCGGCGCCGUUUGUAAUCCAACCACCAAUGAUGGCCGUGGAUGGACAAGUUGUACAACAAAACACAAUCCUACCACAAAUAGUGACGGGCGUAGUAUCGGGUCAGUCACCUAACGACACUACCCACAGGCAGAUAGACGUGAAAAACAGCCAAAGCUUUGUCCAGGGUGUGGCAAUGCUGUCGCCCGAAAGCUUGAAGAAGAGAAGCAAGAAGAAGAAGGGUCAGACUGCUAAUAUUACCAACGUCCUUCAAAUCACUGCACCUCAACAGAACCCUAACAAUAUAAUGGUGCAUUCAUCACCACAAAAUAAUUCUAGUCCGCAAUUCUCACCGCGUGGAUUCCAGUUGUCUCCGAACAAUAACAUUUCACCGACGCCGAUGCUUCAGGCACUAACAAUCGUACCCGGUAAAUCUGGCACCCCGGCGCAUAUCGUUAUGAAUGGACAAGGAAACACGAACAACUUUGGAUCUCAACAGAUAAUCACAAAUACGUCACCAUCACAACAAAUAAAUUUGCUUCAACCGGUCAAUUUGAUCAACAACGCUAGUGGUGUCGUGCCCAACUUCCCGUCAUUCCAGCAAUUUAUAGUUCCCAAUCUCGGAGGGAUGGUGAUGACGGCAGACGGCACGGCGAUCAUACAAGACAAUUCUACAGGAAUGCCGAUGCAACUACAGCUGCAAACUGUUAAUGGACAAAAUGUUUUAACUCCAGUGCAGAACCCGGGAGUUUUUGCCGCAGGUGCUAACGGUGGGGUCGUCAUUAGAGCUCAGAACCAACAAGGCAAGAUCAUCCAGUCUCAGCACAGUCCGGGCGCGCAAUUUUUGUCUCCGAAUAGUCAAGUUAUGAUGAACAGUCCCAAUUUCAACGGCCAACUGAGUCCUCUGCUUGCAAAUUUGAGCCCCACAAACGUGACAUUCAACACCAGCCCACAUCAAGUCAGAUCCAGCAACGUACAGACACAAGAGUUCAUACAGACCAAUCAGAUGGGGCAGACGCUUAUGGUUCCGCUAUCCCCCAAACAAGUUUCGUUGGCUUCCGCAACGAACAGUCGAAACAAUUCGACGUUCGUCCAGCAAAACACGACAAUCGUGCAACAACAAACGACCCUCGUGUCUAAUUCGCACAAUACUCAAAUGUCGUCUAUUUCGACCAACAUCCAGGGCGGCAACCCGACGCGCCUCAGCAUCGACCCGAAUGUUCUCCUGUCGAAGCAGAUGUCGAACGUUCAGAAGACGCGAUUCAUCGAGAUGCCGGUCGAGACCAAUCAGAUCGAGGAUAAGGUGGUGGAGAAAAAUCAGGUGGCACUUAACCAGAUUCAGCUGAGCGAAAACGACGUGAAACUAGACAACCCGGAGGGUUACGUGAAGUUUAUGAACGAGUUCGGGGGGAUGCUGGGGCAGCCGCUGGGCGCGCACGUGCGGCACUCGGUGUCGACGCAGACGCUGGCGCAGCAGCGCGGCGCGCGCUCGCCGAGCCGCGCGGCGGCGGCCGGCAGCCCGCCCGACACCACCACGCACAGCCCGCUGGGCGCGCUCGAGCGCGCCCGCAGCCCGCGCCUGCCCGCCGCCUCCGCGCUCGGCAACUACGCCGACACCACCACCAGCUCGCCAGAGCCCGCCGACGCUAAUUCCUCGGCUAUGGUGCAGUGCGUGUCGAGCAGUGAGCAGGACAUGGCGGAGGCGCGCGAACACGCGUGGGCAGCGCCGCGCGCCGAGUUCCCCACCGACACCGACACGCAAAAUAUUAUGUCCAACAUACCGUUGAUGCGUCAGAACAGAACCCCGAACCCAGUUGAGACUACAGAGAUGCAUUACAACCAGGGCAUGGUACAACCAGCAGGGAACAACCCGCACAUGAUGCCUGUUUCUUCCAACUAUUACGACCGCUCACAAGCUUACAAGAGAAAGAAUGACUUCGGAGACGGAUCCACCUAUAGAACUGACAAAAUUAUGAGAACUAACAACGGCAUGGUCCACGGAAUUCCCAAAGAAUCAGACUUCGACAUGGCAAUGAACCAAGACAAAGGUCAGCCGAGGCACUUCUCUUCCUCAGGGUCUAGCUCUGACGCCUCUAUGAAAGUAUUCGAUAGACACAACUUGGGUUCCGGCGACGAUACGAAGAGCGAGGAGGAAUCCGAAGACAAGUCGCAGGCGAGUGGUAGCGAGAGACCGCGCGAGUUGGAAGUGGGGGACCUAGUGUGGGGGCCCGUGAAGGGGUACGCGUCGUGGCCCGGCAAGCUGCAGGCGCGGGCCGGCCCGGGGCGCUGGCGCGUGCGCUGGUUUGGCGCCGACAAGGCGCCCGGCUGCGUCGAACACUCGCGACUCUUAACUUUAACCGAAGGGCUCGAAGCACACCACGCGGCACGGACCAAGCAUAGGAAGAGUAGAAAACUGAACACGCUUCUCGAGAACGCAAUUCAGGAAGCGAUGGCAGAACUGGAUAAGAAAAGCGAAAAGACAGCUGAUUACGAUGAGCCGGGUACGAGUGAGGAGGCAGCCGACAUCGCGCCUAUUACCGAGACGCCAAAACGCAGUAAGAAAGACAAAGUAAAGAAAGAUAAACAUAAGAAACCUAAAUUAGGCCCCAGUGUUGCCAAUAAAGCAGGAGACAGCUCAAGAUUACGCAGUGCGCGUUGAACAUAUCGCUAUCGCAAGACGGUAAUUACGGACGGUUGUUAUAAAAAAUGAUCGACAUUUUCUCUGAACGGUCGAAAAGUGCAAUCAAGCAUGCUUCAUAACGUUGAAAUAUUUAUUCAAACACGUGAAGCUUGAUAGUAAUUUGCGGACAAUCUUGCUCUGCGGAUUAAAGCUCGGAUAAAUAGGGGUGGUAUUAACAACCUAAUCUCAACUUUGAGACUGCCCUCAAGAUCCACCCUAGGUGUAGUCGGCCGUUUGGUAGCAAACUUGGCGUUUCCUAUAUGGCUUGGCAGAUGGCGCCCUGACUUAGCUCUAGUCUAUUUAGAUAGAUGGCGCUGUGAAAGGGUUUAGAAUACGAGGAGCCAGCUUACUAAUCACAAGAGGUAAUUGUUUCAAAAGCGUUAGAAACGCAACAAAAAUCACUAAUAAUUUUAUGUAAAUAACUCAUUAACAUCUGUUGUUCGAGCCCCAUAUCCCAACAGGGGAUAAUAGGAUUAGAAGACGAAUUCAUUAACAUAUUUGAAAAACUUUACUAGCAUUCCGUAAAUUAAUUUAGUUAUUUUAAUAUUUGUGUGAAUUACAUUUUAUUGGACCAAAUAAAUUUCAGAAUGAGUCAAAUUGUAAUUUCAAUGUUAAUAUUUAAAGUAUUAAUUUUUUAAUUCAUUAAAUGCGUUUAAAUUAAAAUAAUAAAUAACUUACACCUUCGUACAUUGAUAAGAUAAUGAAGAUUUUUAAAGUAGGUAUUGUUUAGAUGUAACAAUUGUGAUUUAAAAUCAUUGUUGUUUCACAUUAUAUGUGUUAGGAUAAGUGUUUAUAUAUGAUCGUGGUUGCACAUGGCAGCCGGCCUACCAAUAUAUAACAAUCAAAUAGGAUGUUUAAUAUAUGUGUCUAUUUGUGUGUAUAACUCAAUAUGAAUAUUGUAAAAUAGAUAUGGAUACAUACAUCAUUUGGAACGAACCUUUAAGGUUCAAAAUAAAAAAAUAGUAAAUCUGCUGCAAGCGCUCCUGGUAAACACGGGAGGAGAACCUUGUCAUCGAUGUAUUGUACAAUUUUAGUGAACUGUAAAUUAAUAAUAAAUUACGCUAUGUAUCGUGUAAAUUUUAUGUGUUUUGUUAGAUAAUAAUAAGUAUAACACGAUUUCUAGUCAAAAUAUUAAGCAUAUUAAAGUGUAGAUAUUAUAGAUGAGAUAAUUGACAAUAACUCUGGCCUGGCGCCGCGGCGGGCGGCCGCCGCUUGUUUCGGUUACAUAUUUUAUAAGUACAGUACACUAUUGAUUGCUUACAAUUUGUUUGUUAUUUUAGUCUUAACUUAUUGUUCGAGGACUAUUUUGCAUGAGUAAUUAUGGAUAUGUGAAAUCUGUUUUAAAUAAAAACAAGUAACUAAAAAUUGUUGCAUUCUUAUAUUGUAGUGCGGUGUACAAGGAUUUUAGUCGGUUUCAUGUGCCACAAUUACACGUGCGGAUAGCUUAAUGCCUAAACUCAUGUAAUAGUCUUCGACUAAUAACAAUUAUCACAACUUUACUGAAAUCACUGAAUCCACUCAUUAUUUUAACGUCGUGUUACGUUUUAUUAAUUAGCACGCGCUCGGAGUAUGUGCGAAUUUAUGGUACAAGGGAGAUUCUUUUAAAACAUUUCUGAAAUGCUUUUAAUCUCAUAAUAAUAUUCAAAUAAGAUUAUAAUUAAUAAAAGAUUUUUAAAAAAUAGGUAGAAUGUUAACUUUAGGUCAUUUCAUACCAUGAAUACAAUUGAUAGGUAAUUUGUUAUCGACAGUCAUUGUUAGAUAUUAUCAAUGUGCAAAAUUAAUUUAUGUGAUCUUUGGAUAUGUCCCGUAAAUUUAUAUAUCAAGAAAUUAUCAUAGCUUACUGUUUUUAUAUUAUCGUAUUUUAGAGAUUCCACUUAAAAUUUCCUAAUUAAUGAAUGUGACUCCAGAUAUCGACAUAGGUAGUAUUUAAAUGUUAAAUGGAUAUGUAUUGUUUAUUAAAAUAGUCGGGUAGAACUUCCUGAGAUGGUAUUACGUGUACAUAAUCUUACUGUAGUUAUGUAUAGUAUUUUAUUUCAAUGAAAUUAAUGUUUUAUAGACUAAUAUACAACAUAAGAUUAUUUAUUUGUUUUGCUGUGUACAUAUUUUUUUCAAUAAAAUGUACCUGUUUUAUUUAAA